AUGGAUACCAAAGGACCCAACAUCUUAAAAGAAAAAUUUGAACAAUCGCUAAGGGAGCUGAAGGACAGGAAAGGAACUGCUUAUGAAUAUGGCACAAUCCCUACCGAUUUAACUCAUAGUGAAAUAAUCACCUUACCGAAAAAAGGAAACUCCACUGUCUGUUCAAAUUACAGAACAAUUGCUCUACUAUCACACUCAUUCAAGAAACUGAUAAAUAUAGUAAAAAACAGGAUUGAGAAAAGGGUUGAUGAAAGAAUUGACGAGGACCAAUUUAGUUUUAGAUGUGGAAGAGGCACAAGAGAGGCAAUUUUAUCUCUACGAGGGAUCUUAGAAAGGAGAAUAGAGAUAGGUAAAAGCACUUACGUAGCCUUCGUAGAUGUUGAGAAAGCAUUUGACAAAGUCAACUGA
Sipha flava (yellow sugarcane aphid) is the source of this 408-nucleotide messenger RNA. RefSeq lists its product as uncharacterized. Bases 1 to 408 code for a protein of 135 amino acids. The record is from RefSeq and is a predicted model, not a curated record. NCBI's taxonomy places the organism in Eukaryota, Metazoa, Arthropoda, Insecta, Hemiptera, Aphididae. The transcript is spliced from 2 exons.